Suillus subalutaceus is the source of this 465-nucleotide messenger RNA. RefSeq lists its product as uncharacterized. The annotation marks the transcript as partial. Gene Ontology annotation, biological process: phosphorelay signal transduction system. The record is from RefSeq and is a predicted model, not a curated record. The transcript has 2 exons. Lineage: Eukaryota; Fungi; Basidiomycota; Agaricomycetes; Boletales; Suillaceae.
GUGAUGCCCAAAAUGGACGGAGUCAGCGCUUUGAAUCUGAUCCGCCAGCCCGACCAUAUGACCCCCAUCAUCGGCAUGACGUCUAAUUCAAAACCGAGCGAGAUUAUGACGUAUUAUUCAUCUGGAAUGAAUGAUAUUUUGCCCAAGCCAUUUACGAAGGAGGGGUCGUUGGAUAUGUUGGAGAAACACCUGAUGCACCUUAAAGUCAUCCAACAAAUGUCAAAAGUACCUUGUUCGCUCGGUGUUCCUCCUCUCUCAGACCCGUCUUUGAGCGAGGCACUCGCAGUUGGGGCGUCGCAAUUACAACCACACAAUUCUUCGUCUAAUCCUGGCUUCUCGUCUAAUUCAUCCAGUCUGCAUCCGAUGUUGGGAACGGGGUACGACGAUGAUGGACGGAUUAACUCGUUGGCAGGGAUGGGUCUGUCUGACGAGCGAUACGCGGCUAUUCUACCGGGUACCGUUUCU